This is a messenger RNA of Onychomys torridus (southern grasshopper mouse), 2857 nucleotides long. RefSeq names its product schlafen family member 13-like. Gene Ontology annotation, biological process: defense response to virus. The record is from RefSeq and is a predicted model, not a curated record. NCBI's taxonomy places the organism in Eukaryota, Metazoa, Chordata, Mammalia, Rodentia, Cricetidae. Gene Ontology annotation, molecular function: tRNA binding. The transcript has 5 exons. The coding region runs from base 114 to 2834 and encodes 906 amino acids.
GUUCUGGAAGGGAAAGUUUCGUGCCUGUGUCCAAUUUCUGCUCUCUGAGGCAACCAAGGGAAGUGGAGCAAGAGAACUGGGAGUCCUUUCUGUCAGAUUAAAAGAGGACCAACAUGGAAACAAAUCUCUGCUUAGAGGUGAUACAGUCUCACCCAGACUUGGUCAUCCGUGUAAAAGAAGUGACUCUUGGGGAAGUAAAUCGAAAUAAAAUGGACUCAACGAAGAGAAAGCUGGAGAACACAAAAAUUACAAAGGCUGCCUGUGCUCUGUUAAACUCUGGAGGAGGAGUGAUUGAGAUACAAAUGGCCAACAACCAUGAUCAUCCUGUGGAGAUGGGACUUGAUUUGGAACAGUCUUUGAGAGAGCUUAUCCAGUCUUCCGAUUUGCAGACUUUCUUUGAGACCCAACAACGAGGAAAUCAUUUUUAUAUUUUUGUUAAAUCUUGGAGCUGCAGCCCUAGAGGUGGUUCUGCUAAGCCUCGUAUUUGCAGCAAAAAUUCUUCCUUGUACUGUAGAUCUGGAACUUCUGUGAUUGAAAUGAAUUCUAUAGAUGCAUUCACAUUUCUAAAGGAAAGGAAGAGUGUCAAAUCUAGUCUGACUGAUGAAGGAACUCCACCUGCUAAAAGAUCCAAAACUAUGCAUCAGAACAACCCUGAAUUAAAAUCUGCUUCUGAAAUUUUCCAGUGUGUGAAACUUGAAUAUGGUCAAGCCUUGCCUUUUCCUGAAUCUACUUAUAUAGAAUUUAAACAAUUCUCUACAAAAAAAAUUCAAAACUAUAUAAAAAAUAUAAUUCCAGAGUAUGUCUCUGCAUUUGCAAAUACCCUUGGGGGCUACCUUUUCAUUGGAGUGGAUGAUAAGAGUAAAAGGGUCCUGGGUUGCCCAAAAGACAAUGUUGAUUGUGACUCUUUGGAAAGAGUGGUAAAUGAAGCAAUAUCCAAGUUGCCAGUUUUCCAUUUUUGUUCAUCUGAAGAAAAGGUGUCUCACCAGACCAGAGUCAUAGAUGUGUUUGAAAAGGGGAAUUUGCAUGGUUAUCUCUGUGUGAUCAAAGUGGAGCCUUUCUGCUGUGCAGUGUUCUCAGAAGAUCCCACUUCAUGGAUGGUAGAAAAGGAGAAGGGUAUCUACAACCUGACUACUAAGGAGUGGAUAGACAUAAUGAUGGAUGCUGGUCCAGAGGCAGCUGCCAAUCAGUCAUCUUCUCUCCGUAGCCUGUGUGAAGACUUUGAGUCUCAGCUGAGUAUCUCCAACAGCCCUCCACGCUGCAGACCAGUGUAUUCUAAGAAAGGAUUGGAGGAUAAAGUCGCUCUCCAAAAGCAUUUAUUUUCAGUGUCACCAGAACGUUUGACAUAUACUCCUGAAUCCCUCUGGGAGGAGCUGUGCUCAGAGCAUGAGAGAUUGAAGAACUUAAUGAGCCAGGAAAUGAGUUUUGUCCCCUGUGGUUUGCUGAUCAUCUCUAGAAGCUGGGCUGUGGACAUGGACCUGGAAGAGAAGCAGGGAGUCAUCUGUGAUGCUCUGCUGAUUGCAAAGAAUAGCUCCCCCAUCCUCUACACCAUUCUUGAGGAGCAGGAUGAGGGGGGACAGGACUAUUGUACCCACACUGCCUUUACUCUCAAGCAGAAGCUAGUGAACACUGGUGGCUACACUGGGUGGGUGUGUGUCAUGAGCAAGGUUAUCUGCCUGAGUUCUGAGAGCAAUGUAGACACCAGUGAGUGGCCAGCCUCUCCUUUAGAUUACCCAUGCUCCUACAAGCUUGCCAACACCCAGGAAAUGGAAGCCUUGCUGCAGGCCCUUGUGAUUGUCUUGCUCAACUUCAGAUCUUUCUUGAGUGACCAGCUUGGCUGUGAAAUUUUGAAUCUUCUCACAGCCCAACAGUAUGAGAUAUUCUCAAAAAAUCUCCGCAAAGCCAAGAAACUGUUUGUGCAUGGCUUGCCAGGGUCAGGGAAGACAAUCAUGGCCAUGAAGAUCAUGGAAAAGAUCAGAAACACAUUCCACUGUGAAACAGAUACAAUUCUCUACAUCUGUGAAAAUCAGCGUUUGAGAAACUUUAUUGGGGCAAAAAAUAUUUGCCAGGCAGUGACCCGGACAGCUUUCAUGAGAAAUGCAUUUAAGACAGACAGGAUCCAACAUAUCAUUGUUGAUGAAGCCCAGAAUUUCCGCACUGAAAAUGGGAACUGGUAUAAUAAGGCAAGAUUCAUCACUCAGAGAAACCAAACUUGUCCUGGAAUUCUCUGGAUCUUUCUGGACUAUUUUCAGACCAGCCACACACAACAGAGUGGCCUACCAAGUUUCUCAUGCCAGGAUCCAAAGGAAGAGCUCACAAAAGUAGUACGCAAUGCAGACAGAAUAGCUGUGUUCUUACAAAAGGAGUUACAGGAAAUCAGAAAUAACCCUCCACUCAGGAUCCCUCCCAAGUGCCUGAAGAUAAUCAAUGAAUUUACCUGGGCUCAAGGUGUAUCAGGCACCUUUAAGCUCAAACACUUGAGCUUGGGGGAGAUGGUGAUCUAUGUAGCAGACAGGUGCAAUUAUUUCCUGAGGAAUGGCUACUCUCCCCAAGAUAUUGCUGUGCUUUUCAGCACAGAGAAGCAAAAGAAUAUACAUAAAGGUGAGUUCCUGAGAGAAAUGAGGAAGAAGAGAGUGUCUCAGAUGGAUGAUGUCACGUUUGACAGCAUCCGCCGAUUCUCAGGCCUGGAAAGAACUAUUGUGUUUGGUAUUGAUCCCCAUUCAAUUGAGCGGGACAUUUCCCACAACUUAUUGCUCUGCUUGGCCUCCAGAGCAAGGAAGUAUCUGUAUAUUCUGAGGCUUCCUGGUCAUUUUGCUCCUGUUGAUGUAGCUCAGUAGUAGAAUGGGAUGCUUGGGCUGGA